Messenger RNA from Schizophyllum commune H4-8, 3269 nucleotides. RefSeq lists its product as uncharacterized. The record is from RefSeq and is a predicted model, not a curated record. Bases 39 to 3005 code for a protein of 988 amino acids. The transcript has 9 exons. Lineage: Eukaryota; Fungi; Basidiomycota; Agaricomycetes; Agaricales; Schizophyllaceae.
UCAACAACGACCUGGUCUAGAGCCCGUUUAUCUCAUUUAUGGCCCCGCGGAAGCCUCGCUGGGACUGGAAGGCGAAGGGAGCCGCCGAGCUCGAUCUCUUCGACAUACCUUUCGCCGCGAAGGAGUAUCUGCAGAACCAAGUCGGCCAGUUGCUGAAGGAGCGCAAUAUAUACGCCUGGAAUGACUGGACCCACAAUGAUCUCCGCGAGUCGACGCAGAAGGAACGGGAGGCUUGCAAAAAACAGUUAAUCCAAGAGUAUCCUGGUUUGCUCACUGGUCCGCAUGGCGCGUCUCUACGCAAGUCGACGUGGCAGCCCAUCUACGUGCUCUCCGCCACGGUGGAGAGAAACCAGCUCGUCCGGACACACUACUCGGACGCGCUCAGGAUCUGCACUGUCGUCUGGAAUGGGAAGAGUAACAAGGACGACGAGACAGUCCUCAUGGGCCUGUCAUUCUACAACAAUCAUCUCGACCGCAGCGCACACUUCGGCACUUUCGUCACGGACGGUGCUUCUACCAGUCGCAGGACAAUCGCUGUAGGAGAGAAGGGAAAAGGCUUCAUUCUCGCGACCCAGUACUUGCACGAGGAGAUUGAGCGCCACUGCAAGGACCUCGACCCGAAGUUGAAGACCGGCGUCUCCUUUCGUGUAGGCAGUCAAGUCGGGGAGCUUACGUGGAAGAAGGAACGCACGAUCUACUACGACGAGCGCGGUCGUCCCGAACCGCCGCUGCUACAGGUCGUGAAGGAUGACCUGCAGCCGUGGGAUGUCCAUUCACUGGCGAAUCACUGGGCUCAGAUGGUUCACGACGCUAAGAAAGCCGCCGCGAACUCAGAUGAGUCGGAUUACUACUCAGAGGGCCAUCAUGAGGGGUUAGCGAACUGGAUCAUUUCCCCCUCGCAGAGGAGCGCCGCCGAGAAGGCGGUCAAAGCGAUCUAUAAGCGGCGUUUCACCCAGAAUCUGUCUACGAAAAAGCCAGGUCUUGACGGCGAUGCAGCGGGGCCCCAUCAUGAGAUUCCAAACGUUCGCCCAGACGAGGUGUGCAUCACCGUCCUGGGUCUUCCUUCACGACCUCCCGAGGAUGUUUUCUCCGCCAUUUACGGUGUCGUUCCCCCUUCCAACGAGUGGAAGGCAUCCAACGAGGUCACUUUCUUCAAGGCCCCUGGCGCCAAGUCAUUGUUCUACCAUCGCGACCAGCUCGUUCCCCACCCUCCUUCUCUCAACAAGCUGUCCAUCAACUACCACGGUUCACUCUGCAUUACCGCCGAUCGAGCAGCUAUCAUUCAAGACGCCACCUAUUUCGAGAGAUACCGCCAGAGAGUAGCGGACGCUGCCAACGCUGCCUUUGGCGCGGACCCCGAGCUGGCGAAGGAAAUCAUGCUCGACAUCCUGCAGGAUGAGAAGCCGGAUAGCGGCGCGACGGUCGGGCGCGUUCUGUCAUCCGCUUUGGAGAGGGGCAAAUGCGCGAAGACGAAUGGGGACGCCGUCCGUGAUGCGUUCAAUGCGGCUUCACGCGAGCGGCACCCUGAAAUUCCGGAGGACGUCGACCUUUACCCGCACUGUAAGAACCGCAGGGACGAGCGUGCGUUGAUCACGGAACUCGGGCUGCACCCCGUCGUCGUCAGCGCGCUCACGGACGGCAUUUUGAAGAACUCGGGCGCUUACGCGCCUGUGCAUGCCCAUGCGAGGCGCUUGCUGCUCGCAGCUGAUACGCUGCAGCAUCAUGUUCCCGGUUUCAACCAUUUGCGGCGCGCUAUGAAGCACGUCUUCAGCGAUCUCGACGACGCGCAACUCACCAUCCGCGAUUACCCAUACUCCACACCUCGUGCAGUGUGGGACGGGGACAACAGUCUGUUUGCGUUUGCUCGGCCUCCACCCUGUCCGACGCACCAGAACAGCAAGUGCGUGUGCUUUGUGGGGCCGUACCUGAGCGUGGCGACGUCCAGUCGCCGCUCGCACGAAAAGAGGAUAGCGCGGAAGGACAAGGAGAGUGACAGCGAUGACGAGUCGGACGAGGAAGACGACGACGACGAGACCGCUGGGGUUUUCCAAGCCUUCAUGCAUGCCUUCAACGUGCCGAGUACAAAUGUCGAUCACCCGGAGCCGGACCCUACGCUCGCUGCACUCGAUGCCUUGGUAGAUGCGCCACAGGCUGAAGAACCAGAGACUCACCACACGAAGCCGACUACUCCAAACCGACCACGCCAGACCGCUCGGCGGGGCCGAUCUUCAUUCACGGGAUCUGGAGGGCGUAUGUGCAGGCGUCAAAGGAUAGAAUCCUCCCCAAGCGAUUCAGAAGAUACAUACCGGAGAGGAUCUCCCGCCCCUUCCUAUGGAGGCGGCUUUGGCCACGCCCGCGGCGAUGAUGAUGACAGCGACGAUGAUAUGUACGCCAAGACCCCUACACCCGAGCCUGAAGCGGGCCCUUCGAAUGCGGCAAGAGGACCGCCGACACAAACAGCGGCGUCUCCUUCUGGGCAGGACGUCGAAAUGGCCGACGCAACAGACUCUACAAGCUCAGCGGAUCCGGCGCCGCGCUCAGCUGCUGCGUCGUCAAAGGCCGUGACCCCGACUCCACCCGCUCAAUCCGCUCCUCUCGAGGCUCCUAGCCAGCCAGGUGCUCCCGAACCAUCCACAAGCAUACCUGGACCCAGCAACACCACAACGCUUACCAUCCGCAAAACACCUGACGCCGAAAUGACACUCGACGACUAUCUGGCUGGUAUCCACCGUAUUGUCAAUCAGCAGAAAGAUGCCAUAGCGACCGCGGUGCGGAAAGCCGAAGAACCCCUGCGCAAGGAAAUAGAGGCGAAAGCGGCGCGAGUGCGAGAAUUGGAGGCGCAGCUUGAGGUGUUGCAAGGGCAAGUGAAUUCAACGCGGGCAGAGGGCGAGGCGAAGGUGCAGUCACUGAAUGCUGUGGUCGAGGACCUACAGUCGCAGCUCCAGCUUAUACACGAUAUCAUACGCCCGAAGGAGACCGGGAGUAAGCGACCACGAGUAGAUUGAGUUCGCUCUUCGUCUCCUACCGUUCCCACUGAACGACAUUUAUUUGAGGGAAGUACUACUGAAGUACUGAGUCAUAACGACACCGCACUUUGAUUCCAUUCCCUCUUCGGACUAGUAAGAGCGCUGGGUUACGUAUACUACACUGGGUCGCGUAUUAAACAUAUCGGCGAGUGAGCCCGAAGAUUCGCUGGAGUGCUGUUUGACGGCUAUCCAGGACAUCGCCAUCCGGCAGAAGGAUGCCGUCGAAACGACGCGGCGGCAAGC